UCGGUCCACGUGUUGGUUGGUUGGAUCGUAGCUGCUGUGGCUCCAUGUGUUUUGUGGGAAGGCUGUGAUUCAAAGUCGCUUCUUUCUGAUGAAAUAGUUGACGAAUAUUGCUCACGCUCGUCUCUCCGUGGAGUUUACAAUGUCUUUGAGGCUUUUAUCCAGAAACAGCCCCGCUUUCAAAUGUUUGAAAUUUUUCCACGACUGGCCUGCACGAGGGUUUAGCUCAGCAGCUUCCCUCGGUUCCGUGAAUUUAAAAGGCCGCAGCUGCCUCACACUUAAAGAUUUUAGCUCGGAUGAAAUCAAGAGGCUGUUGUGGGUGUCAGGAGACCUCAAGCACAGGAUCAAACAUGAAAAACAGGAUUUGCCUCUUCUUAAAGGAAAGUCGAUUGCGAUGAUAUUUGAGAAGAGGAGCACCAGGACAAGAAUGUCCACAGAAACAGGUUUUGCUUUGUUGGGCGGACACCCGUGUUUCCUUACCUCGCAGGACAUCCACCUGGGAGUGAAUGAGAGUUCCACGGACACAGCUAGGGUUCUUUCGGGACUCUGCGACAUCGUCUUGGCUCGAGUGUACAGCCACUCGACGCUGGAGGAGCUGGAUAAAGAGGCUUCCAUCCCCAUAAUUAACGGCCUGUCCGAUCUGUAUCACCCGAUCCAGAUCAUGGCCGACUUCCUCACCUUACAGGAGCACUAUGGAUCCCUUAGUGGACUGACAGUGAGCUGGAUCGGUGAUGGGAACAACAUCCUCCACUCCUUCAUGAUGACUGCAGCCAAACUCGGAGUUCAUCUUAAGAUUGCUACACCAAAGGGGUAUGAGCCAGAAAAGAGUGUCAUUCAAGAGGCAGAAAGGCUCUCCAAAGAGCACGGGACUCAGCUCAUUCUGACCUCUGACCCAAUGGAGGCCGCCCAUGGCAGCAAUGUUUUGGUGACUGACACCUGGGUCAGCAUGGGACAAGAAGAGCAGAAGAAAAAGAGGCUCAAAGAUUUCCAAGGUUACCAGAUUACUAUGCAGACAGGAAGUGUAGCCAAACCAGACUGGACCUUCCUCCACUGUCUCCCCCGUAAAAUGGAGGAGGUGGAUGACCAGGUGUUCUACUCAUCCCGCUCCCUCGUCUUCCCUGAGGCUGAGAACAGAAAAUGGACAAUCAUGGGCCUGAUGGUUUCACUUCUGACCGACUAUGUUCCACAAAGCCCCAUGAUGAAGUUUUAACUUCAGGCCUUUAGUUGGAAUUAUACAUAUGUGUUGCAUUGAAUGACAGAUCUGACAACAUGCUUCACUGAUGUCGAGUUCACUGUCACAUCUUUACCAACUGAUUAGCACUUCUACAACACUACAGGCAGUCCACAUUAAGUUUGUUUGUUUUAUUCAAGUUCUGAUUAAACUAUUGCAUGGUUUUUA
This is a messenger RNA of Mugil cephalus (flathead mullet), 1396 nucleotides long. RefSeq names its product ornithine transcarbamylase (gene otc). Gene Ontology annotation, molecular function: ornithine carbamoyltransferase activity; amino acid binding. Bases 140 to 1207 code for a protein of 355 amino acids. Gene Ontology annotation, cellular component: mitochondrion. The transcript has 10 exons. Lineage: Eukaryota; Metazoa; Chordata; Actinopteri; Mugiliformes; Mugilidae. The record is from RefSeq and is a predicted model, not a curated record. Gene Ontology annotation, biological process: L-citrulline biosynthetic process.